Molecule: messenger RNA, 1140 nt
Organism: Aureobasidium vineae
Lineage: Eukaryota; Fungi; Ascomycota; Dothideomycetes; Dothideales; Saccotheciaceae
Source: the annotation of a GenBank genome assembly
AUGGGAGAACACUCACCCAAUGAUGACAAAGGUCCCACAUUGCUUAUCCUUACUUGUGUACUGACCACUCUGGCUAUUGUUACAACUACCUUGCGUUGCUGGGUGCGAUGGGGAUGCCGGCAAUUUGGAUUCGACGAUGGAGCAAUAGCUUUGACAACUGUACUUGCGGUAGCUCGUAUGUCCAUUCAAAUCGUCAGCGUCCGGUAUGGCAACGGACAGCACCGCGAAUUCAUCUCCGACCACGAGUAUCGGACAAUCAAUAUGCUCACAUGGUACACACAAGUCUUGCUCUUCCCGACCAUCUGUCUGAUGAAGAUCUCGAUCUGCAUUUUGAUCUUGCGCAUCAAGGACACACGGACGCUCAAAUACAUCCUAGGCUUCGUCAUUACGGGUUUGAUCUUGACGAACUUGGAGUGCUUGUUGGUACUGCUGGCGGAAUGCUCACCGUUGGAAGCGUACUGGAAUGGAACAUCUGCAGAACACUGCUGGCCCGCCAAAGUGCGAAUCUACAGCAUCUACCUCCAAGCAUGUUCGUAUAUUGAUGUACUCUCUGCUUCUUACGCUAACUUGUUGUANGCGUACGGCGUGGCGACUGAUAUAGUCUGUACCAUCCUGCCGAUCCAUGUGGUCUGGAAUGUAAAGAUACCUCUAUCAACAAAAGCUGCGGUCUGUGGACUGAUGAGCAUGGGCUUGGUGUACGUAUCCAUCCUGACAUGUCACAAGCAUAGUGCUGACCGACCUGACCAGNNAGCAACGAUAUGUUCGACCGUCCGAGCAGCAUCUCUUGGAACGACUACGAAUGACCUCUCAUACGCUUACUGCAUUGCCGCAAUAUGGGCCAACACCGAGCUGUUCCUGGGCAUCAUCGCCGCGAACCUCGCCCUAUCCCGCUCCAUAUACAAACACUUCGCCAAGCGCGCGCAAACAUUGACAUCGAACACCUAUGGACCAAGAUCAGCACAUCUUCGCAACAGCUUUGCGACCCCAUCCCGUAUGGGCUAUGUCAAGUCACCCGAGCCAACAUUGACUCUAGAAACCAUCGGAUCGCCGGGCAGCGAAGCGAGUGGGAUACCUUUGCGACCUUACAAGAAUGGAGCAACAUUUACCAAGUUGGAUGAUUUUGAGAAGGGGAUGAGAUGA